UUUCUCGAAAGGAAACGGAAUUCGGCGAACGUUAGCCGAGCCGAAUCCGAAUCCGAUGACACGCCAACUUCCGUUGCUCCUCACGCGCUCUCCCACAUCCGGCGAAGGCAUCUCUAUUAUUCUUCCCUACCUCCUAUACUUGCGCCUCAUGCGUCCGGCGCGUUCGUCAUCGCCGCACCGACUCGCUUCUUCUCUCUCUUUAUCCUUAACAAAUCACCUAAUUUUCAAACCCCGAUCUUAAUUACAAACCGAUACGCCUGAAAACCUAAUCGUCCCCAGAUCCAUGGGUGAUCUAACGGGCUCUCUGACGCCGUCGUCCGGCGCUCUCAACCUCGUCACCACUGCUUCCUCACACAACCCUCGCCCCAUGCCAGUUCGCGAGGACUGCUGGAGCGAGGAGGCAACGUCUACUCUCGUUGACGCCUGGGGCCGCCGUUACCUGGAGCUUAAUCGUGGCAAUCUUCGCCAGAAAGACUGGCAGGAUGUUGCUGAUGCUGUCAACGCUCUCCAUGGCCAGACCAAGAAGACUCACCGUACCGAUGUCCAGUGCAAGAAUCGCGUUGAUACCAUCAAGAAAAAGUACAAAAUCGAGAAGGCUAGGGUUUCCGCUUCUAAUGGAAACGUUACCUCCUCUUGGCCGUUUUAUGAUCGCAUGGACGUGCUGAUCGGAUCUAGUGUUAGCGUCAAGAAGCAACCCUCUCCGUCACUCUCGCCGUCCCCGCCGGUUGCUUUGCCACUCACGUACCGGAAGAGUCCUUCCUCGGCUCCUCCAACGGCAGUGGCUCUGCCUCAGAAGAGGCCGGCGGACGAUGGAUAUUUUAGGAGGAAUUACUCAGCUAUGGCUGCAGCUGCUGCUGCAGAGAGCGAUGAGAGCGAAGAGGACGAGAGGGAAAGGGAGAGGGAGGAGGAGAGUGAGGAGGAAGGGGAAGGAAUGAGGAAGCUAGCAAGGGCGAUAGAGAGAUUUGGGGAGGUGUAUGAACGGGUGGAGGGUGAAAAGCUAAGGCAGAUGGUGGAGUUGGAGAAGCAGAGGAUGCAGUUUGCGAAAGAUUUGGAGGUUCAGAGGAUGACGAUGUUUAUGGACACCCAGGUUCAAUUGGAGAAGGUCAAGCGUGGCAAGCAUUCCGGCUCUGAUGGUUGGGAAGUUGAUUAUGUUUCAAGCUUUCAUUGCCAUUCGUUGCUAAGAAAUUUCAUUCUGGGAGACAUAUAUAGCUAGCCAUCUGGGAGAAAGGUGAUAGUAAUUCUUCAUUGGAAACAUUUCUAGGUUUUAAUUUUGUAUUUAUUAUCCUUAGUCCCUGCAAAAUACAUAAAGUUCCCUGGCUAUAAGAGAAAAUCAGCAGUGACGGAUAUCCCUGGUACCUUUUUGUUUUUUUAUGAACUUAUAGCUAUAUCUUAAACCAGCAAACGCACUCGACCAAUACAAUGUAUGGCUUAAUUAUUUUGAUUUUAGAUGUAAUGCAGAUUGAAGGGGGGGCUUUGUUCUUCCUAGUGUAAAAUCUCUUGCAUUGCACAGGACUAGGUCUGUGUAGAAUUAUUACAUGAUGCUUAAUAUAAUUGUUGAAUGUUUCUAUGCUUAAA
This is a messenger RNA of Tripterygium wilfordii, 1575 nucleotides long. RefSeq names its product trihelix transcription factor ASIL2-like. Gene Ontology annotation, molecular function: transcription cis-regulatory region binding. The transcript is spliced from 3 exons. Gene Ontology annotation, cellular component: nucleus. The record is from RefSeq and is a predicted model, not a curated record. Bases 284 to 1213 code for a protein of 309 amino acids. NCBI's taxonomy places the organism in Eukaryota, Viridiplantae, Streptophyta, Magnoliopsida, Celastrales, Celastraceae.